AUGCCAUUCAUUAGAAACUCCAUAGGAAAAAUUACCUUCGUGGAGGUGGAGGCAGAGGCGACGACUCAUAAGAUUCCGCCUAUGGAAUUCGAGGGCCGUUGCAACAAUAAGCCUGGUGGCUGUGCUGGACAGAAGCUGAACCCCGAGAACCGUAGCCCACAACGCCAUUGCAGGAAAGAAGAUAAAUGCCGCGGAGGAAAUUGA
Molecule: messenger RNA, 204 nt
Organism: Ilex paraguariensis (yerba mate)
Lineage: Eukaryota; Viridiplantae; Streptophyta; Magnoliopsida; Aquifoliales; Aquifoliaceae
Source: the annotation of a GenBank genome assembly